AAUGCGAAGAAAGACAGAACGACAUUUGUGUCGACUUGUGUCGCUUGCUGGAAAGCUCCCAAAGAAACCAGGCUAUAAACUCUCUCUCUUUAUAAUAGUACAAUACAUUACUACAUUAUUCCAUUUUAUUUCAGCUAGAAGUUUACAAGGAAGGUUGCCACCGCCGCUGUCACCGUCGCUGCCACCGCCGCUGCCACUGGCACCUCCACCGACCCCCUUACCGGGGGUUUUACCGGUACCACCACCGGCAGGCCUACCGGCACCGGCAGCCGUAGCAGCGCGGGCUCCAGCACUGGCAGCCCUACAAGCGCCGGCUCCAGCGCCGGCUCCAGCGCUGGCUCCACCACCGGCUCCAGCACUGGCAGCCUUACAAGCGCCGGCUCCAGCGCCGGCUCCAGCACCGGCAGCCUUACAAGCGCCGGUUCCAGCGCCGGCUCCAGCACCGGCUCCAGCACCGGCUCCAAAUAUUAAAAAACAAGUCCAUCAACUCCUGCGGAGGGCAGCGGCCAAGGAGCGACGGAAGAAGGCCGCAUGGAGCCGGAACUGUUCAGCACCCGG
Vollenhovia emeryi is the source of this 558-nucleotide messenger RNA. RefSeq names its product cyclin-dependent kinase inhibitor 1C-like. The record is from RefSeq and is a predicted model, not a curated record. NCBI's taxonomy places the organism in Eukaryota, Metazoa, Arthropoda, Insecta, Hymenoptera, Formicidae. The annotation marks the transcript as partial. The transcript has 2 exons.